Olea europaea var. sylvestris is the source of this 628-nucleotide messenger RNA. RefSeq names its product proline iminopeptidase-like. The record is from RefSeq and is a predicted model, not a curated record. Gene Ontology annotation, molecular function: aminopeptidase activity. The coding region runs from base 4 to 327 and encodes 107 amino acids. Gene Ontology annotation, cellular component: cytoplasm. Gene Ontology annotation, biological process: proteolysis. NCBI's taxonomy places the organism in Eukaryota, Viridiplantae, Streptophyta, Magnoliopsida, Lamiales, Oleaceae. The transcript has 3 exons.
AUUAUGCAUCAUAACAUGCAUUUCUUAUGUUUCGUGCAGGCGUUUGCAAGGAUCGAGAAUCAUUACUUCAUGAACAAAGGGUUUUUUCCUUCUGACUCAUUCUUGUUAGAUAACAUUGAAAAGAUAAAGCACAUCAACACUGUAAUUGUUCAGGGAAGGUAUGAUGUUUGCUGCCCCAUGACGUCUGCCUGGGAUCUUCACAAAGUUUGGCCAGAGGCUGACUUCAUAGUUGUUCCUAAUGCUGGGCAUUCUGCUAAUGAGCCGGGGACAUCAGAACAGCUGGUUGCUGCAACCAAUAAAUUGAAAUACGUCGUCAAGGAAAAGUAAAGCUAAAAUUUUCAGCCUCAAAAAUUUUUACUUGAUCUAGUAUUGUGAACAUACUGUAGUUUAUUUCCCAUUUUUGAGGUUUGUAAUCCAUGUCAAGAUGUCGACAACUUAUUAGAGGGGCAUCCUCUAGAUUCUGUUUUGUGAAUGUAUUCAAUCUACUUCGAGUAUAUCUGUCUAUGAACUUGGUGACACUUUUAGGUUUGUCUUCAACAAGAUGUUCAAUUUUCAAUCACUGAAACCCCUCUGAAUUUUGUUUGUGGACACAAGAACAAUAGAGAAAAUGUGAAAAUCAAUUACUCCA